CAGGACCCUGCCUCUAUAUCGACGCCUGUGAAUGGAACCUCUCUUCAACCUCCCUAGACUGAUACUGGAAAGCCUGAACAGGUGAUCAUGCUGCCUAAUUGGUCAAACAUGACCCUCCACCUGGAGGACUCUCUGACCCAUGCCCUAGGCCGUUACCUUGACAACUGGAGCCGGAACUCCUCAAAGGCAGAACAGGCUCUGGACAACACUCUGGCAGAGGAGAACUUCAGGAACGUCGUUUGGUACCUGACAUUGAAUAUCGGAAUGUUUGCCUUCAUCGUCGUGGCGAUCCUGGCGAGCACGGUGAAGUUGAAGUGGCGCGAGCAUUCGGACGACCCCUGCCACAAAUACAUUGAAGAGGACUGGACUGCACAGCUUCAACAGCAGAGUGGCGUCAUAAACAACCCCACAGCCAACUAACCUAAUUUAUACGCACACACGCCAUACACUAACACACACAUAUACCAUGUACAAACACACAGGCACACAAACACACACGUACAG
Molecule: messenger RNA, 504 nt
Organism: Salvelinus sp. IW2-2015
Lineage: Eukaryota; Metazoa; Chordata; Actinopteri; Salmoniformes; Salmonidae
Product: potassium voltage-gated channel subfamily E member 2-like
Biological process (GO): ventricular cardiac muscle cell action potential; membrane repolarization during action potential; regulation of heart rate by cardiac conduction
Cellular component (GO): membrane
Molecular function (GO): delayed rectifier potassium channel activity; potassium channel regulator activity; transmembrane transporter binding
Source: RefSeq, a predicted model, not a curated record